GUUGGCUCGGUUUAGCCAAGCAGGGUGAUUUUUUUAUUCCGAGUCGCACUAGCGACAGGGCUAUCCGAAGGUGCUUGAGCUUAGCUUGGUGUGACUGUUGCUUUUCUCCGUGUGUGGGGCCAAGUGAGAGAGAGCAUAGGAUGGCUGAACAGAGCGAAAGUCAGGAGGACUUUGCAGAGUUGUGGAAGCUCAUAACUCAACCGAAUGGGGAGGAGACCAGCUAUGAUGAUUACCUGCAGGACGGAUUUGAUGCGGAGCUCUUUGAGGAUGUAUCAUCUCAACCUCCUCAGCCAUCUAUGUCCACUCCUCCCCCUGAUGGAGGUUCACCUCCCUCCUCCACUGUUCCCACCACCACUGAUUACCCAGGCACUCAUGGUUUCCAUCUCCGGUUCCAGCAGACCAGCACUGCCAAGUCUGUCACCUGCACAUAUUCCUCAGAGUUGAAUAAGCUGUACUGUCAGUUGGCUAAGACGUGUCCAGUUCAGAUGGUGGUAGAUGUUCUUCCUCCUGCUGGCGCGAUGCUCAGGGCGACGGCUGUCUAUAAGAAAUCAGAGCACGUUGCUGAAGUCGUCCGACGCUGCCCGCACCAUGAGAGGACCCCAGAGAAUAACGAAGGUCCUGCUCCUCCGGGACAUCUGAUUCGUGUGGAGGGGAACGCACGGGCUGUUUAUCAGGAGGACUGUCACACCCGGAGACAGAGCGUGCUUGUCCCAUAUGAACCUCCACAGCUGGGUUCGGAGUGCACCACUGUCCUGUAUAACUACAUGUGUAACAGCAGCUGCAUGGGAGGAAUGAACCGCAGACCCAUCCUCACAAUCAUCACUCUGGAGACACAGGAGGGCGCGUUGCUUGGGCGACGCUGUUUUGAGGUGCGUGUGUGCGCAUGUCCUGGUCGGGACAGGAGGACUGAGGAGGGAAACUACCGGAAGCUCCUGGAGAGCAAGAACAGCUCAAAGACCUCCACUUCCACCAAACGGAUUCCACGUCCCGAGGUCAGCAAGAGAGCCAAGUGCAGCUCCAGCUCCGACCCAGAGAUAUUCACUCUACAGGUGCGUGGACGGGAUCGUUAUGAGAUGUUGAAGAAAAUUAAUGACAGUUUGGAGCUGAAUGAUCUGGUGCCCCCUGCUGACCGAGAGAAGUAUCGCCAGAAACUAGUGUCCAAGCCCAAGAAAGAGAGGGAUGGAUCUGCCCCAGCACCCAAGAAAGGAAAGAAGCUGAUGAUGAAAUCAGAGAAGAGUGACUCUGAUUGAGAGAGAGAGAGAGGGAGAGGGAGAGGGAGAGAGGGAGUUUUCUUUUCAGCAUUUCGGUUCUCAUACAGUCCAGACUCUUAAUAAGCUGUCAUAGCCUAGAUUUCACCUUGACCAUCGCAUCUCCUGUUAAUCGCUCUCUCUCUGUGAGGCCUUUCAUUUAGUCAUUCAUCAGUUCUCCCUGGCAGUGUGUGGUACGGUUUCACACACCGCUCUCCCUCCCUCCUUACACUGUUAUGUUAAUCAGAGCAGGGCCUAGGCAUGGGUGGGGACGACCCGUUGGUUGGGGAGGGAGGUGCUCGUGCUCUGUGCUCCAGUAUGCAGGCUAAUCUCUGGAUGCUGCUGCAGCUGUACUGUGUGUUCUGUUGGCAGAGGGGUGGGGCUGUGGUUGUGUCAGUGGACAGGCUGCUGUGUGGUAGAGUGUCAUGGCACCCAGUCCAUCUCCCUGUCACACAGCAUCAGCACUGACACAGUCACACACCACACAGAGAUUGUCAGAAGCACGGACGAACACUGUGUUCAGUCGUGAGGAAUCUGAAACUCAGGAAAUCCCUCCUGUUUCUCUCCAUGAAACUCCUGCCUUCUGCCUUAGCUUUUUCUACUCUCUGUCAUGCUGUUUCAAGUCAGCAUAUGUUCUCCCUGCUGCUUUUAGAACUGGUAGUGAUAGUUUUUUUUAUACUCUGUUUCAUUACUGUAUACCCCU
Chanos chanos (milkfish) is the source of this 1950-nucleotide messenger RNA. It is a transcript of the gene tp53, whose product is annotated as tumor protein p53. The transcript has 11 exons. Gene Ontology annotation, biological process: regulation of transcription by RNA polymerase II; protein tetramerization; apoptotic process. NCBI's taxonomy places the organism in Eukaryota, Metazoa, Chordata, Actinopteri, Gonorynchiformes, Chanidae. Gene Ontology annotation, molecular function: RNA polymerase II cis-regulatory region sequence-specific DNA binding; DNA-binding transcription factor activity, RNA polymerase II-specific. Gene Ontology annotation, cellular component: nucleus. The record is from RefSeq and is a predicted model, not a curated record. The coding region runs from base 141 to 1250 and encodes 369 amino acids.